AUGACUUCAUUGAAUGUUGGCUUCUGUUUUAUUAUAAUUUUCAUUAUAUUAAACAAAUUGAAUGCUGAAACACGGUUACUAGAAAAUGUUACCAAACCCAAUGAAAAUAAAUCAACUACGUCUCCCGUUACAUCUCCUACGUCAACUUCUGAUCGAAUUACUUCAACACAAACAAAAAUGAGGACUACUGAUUCACCAACUAUCUUGAUUUUCUGGAAUGAUUCUGAAUCAAGUAGUCGUCCAAAAAAAUGGAUCACAAUGUGGUCAGUGGUUAUUACAACUGUUUUUUAUUUUGUCAUAUCAAAAUCUUGA
Schistosoma rodhaini is the source of this 312-nucleotide messenger RNA. NCBI's taxonomy places the organism in Eukaryota, Metazoa, Platyhelminthes, Trematoda, Strigeidida, Schistosomatidae. The record is from the annotation of a GenBank genome assembly.